Molecule: messenger RNA, 750 nt
Organism: Akanthomyces muscarius
Lineage: Eukaryota; Fungi; Ascomycota; Sordariomycetes; Hypocreales; Cordycipitaceae
Exons: 2
Coding region: 1-750 (249 amino acids)
Cellular component (GO): endomembrane system; membrane
Source: RefSeq, a predicted model, not a curated record
AUGGCCGACACCGAGCUCCGCCAGCGCAAGGCCAAGGCCGAUGAUGGCAACGCAAAGGAGAAUGCAAAGCUCCGCGCCAAAGCCCAGCAGGAUGAUGAGUCAGGCUCGCUCCGCUUGGAUAUCCUGCGAGUCUUGACGUUUUUGUUCAUCGCUUCAUGCGGUCUCAGCUACGUCAUCAGCUCCGGCGAGAGCUUCUUCUGGGGCAUGCAGAAUAAGCCUUAUUACCUGAAGCCUGACUGGUGGAAGGCCAAGUUUGGCGGACCAAUUUAUCUAACCCCGGACGAACUCGCACAAUACAACGGCUACGAGAAGGGCAAGCCCCUGUACCUCGCUGUCAAUGGCACCAUCUUCGAUGUCUCCAACGGCCUAAACAUGUACGGCAUUGGCGGUUCUUACCACUUUUUUGCCGGUCGGGAUGCGUCGCGUGCCUACGUCAGCGGUUGCUUCCAGGAAGACUUGACCCCUGACAUGCGCGGCCUCGAAGACAUGUACCUCCCCAUCGACGAUCCCGAAAUCGAUUCCAAAUGGACCUCGGCCGAGAUGAAGGAGCUCAAAGAGAAAGAGCUCGCAGAAGCGAAGGAGAGAGUGUACAGCGGCCUGAAGCACUGGGUUGACUUUUUCACCAACAGCCCCAAGUACCAAAAGGUUGGCUACGUGAAGCGCGAGGAAGACUGGCUGGAGAAGCUCCCUGUUCCUGAGCUCUGCAAAUCGAAUCAGCAAAAGCGCAAGAAGAGAGUUCCUCGGGAUUAA